This is a messenger RNA of Amphimedon queenslandica, 2755 nucleotides long. Its product is annotated as hormone-sensitive lipase-like. Lineage: Eukaryota; Metazoa; Porifera; Demospongiae; Haplosclerida; Niphatidae. Gene Ontology annotation, biological process: triglyceride catabolic process; cholesterol metabolic process. Gene Ontology annotation, cellular component: cytosol. The transcript has 15 exons. The coding region runs from base 43 to 2631 and encodes 862 amino acids. The record is from RefSeq and is a predicted model, not a curated record. Gene Ontology annotation, molecular function: triacylglycerol lipase activity; sterol ester esterase activity.
UUUUAUGGUACGUCAGCAUAAGCAGUUAACGCCCCAUCGAAAAUGGCUGAUAGCAAUGUUCUCAAAAGCCUCUACAGAGACUUCAAAUCUCAGAUAGACCCAAAGUCUAUACAGCCAUCGGUCACUGUGUAUGACAGAGAAAAGGAGAUGAUGGCAUUCCAGAAGCUUUUCCGCGACAUAAGGCUGCAAGUGGACGUUGGUCUCAAACUGCACCAGAUGAGGAGGAACACAGUGGACUCGCAGUUUCACGACGUCUUCACUGAAAUUGACCUAUUGCUUGAGCCAGUGGAGACUGCACAGCAGAGCAUUUUUGAAGGUGCUCCCAAAUUUGAUUUUGUUCAACCUGAUGGUACUCACGUUAAAGCUAACGGUUUCCGUAGCUUGCUCUGUGUUCUCAAGGAACUCCUCUCAUGUCUCCUGUACUACCUCCAGAAAUAUGCACGCGACAGAGGAGGUCUCUUUUAUAAUGCAGCCGACUCGUUGAGCAACAUCACGGCUCAUGCCAGAGCACUACAGGGUAUGGAGCGUAUAUGCUAUCACGCUAAUGCCCUGAUGACAGUCAAUGAUUCUCCUAACCUCCACAACAGUGGGGACAUGAGGAGGAGCCUACUGAGUCUCCUUUACACGGAGACCGUUUGCCGCGAUGCCUUUUAUGGCCGUUGCCUUGGUUUUCAGUAUUCUCAAGGACUCAAGCCCAUACUCCAGUUCCUGGCCAUUGCUAUGGCAUCUUAUGAGGACUGGUACAAAGGGACAAAGGAUGACCCGAUCAAGCAAUUGCUCAACAGUCUACUAAAGGGUGGUAAGUAUAUUCAGCAUCCUACACAACGUGGUGUUAAAAUAGCUGAGCUUACCGACGACUGCAGCAUCUACUUUGCUAAAGCUUUCUGGUCACUGACAGAACAAACUGCAGUAAAGACUGCUGUCAAGCUGGUGAGUCAAUCUGUCGACGUGUCCGAGACUUUAGAAGUUCCAGCAAAGAAUGUCACAGUUGAUUCAGUCAAUGGUGGUAGUGUUACUCUUCAGCCUCCAUUCUCUGAUCUUGGAUACAGACCAAUCUCAGUCUCUCUGAUAUCACACAAAUUAAGAGAUGGGCAGCCUUUCACUGGUUACAAGAGACCUCCUACAGUUCCUCCAUCAACUGGACUCAUCAUACACUUUCAUGGUGGAGGAUUUGUGGCACAGUCUUCAAAAUCACACGAGUUCUAUCUCCGCUGGUGGUCUAAGGAGCUGGACUGUCCUAUCUUAUCAGUUGAUUAUUCUCUUGCUCCAGAGGCUCCAUACCCUCGUGCUGUUGAUGAGUGCAUAUUUGUAUAUGCAUGGGCAUUGAAUAACCUUGCCUUCCUUGGCACGACUGGUGAGCGGAUCAUAUUGGCUGGAGAUUCAGCAGGUGGCUAUUUCUCAAUAGUUACGGCCAUGAAAGCCAAACAGCUCAAACUCCGCCUGCCUGAUCAGGUUUUUGCCUAUUAUCCGGCCACUCUCAUAUCAUCGGCAGUCUCGCCAUCACGAUUCCUCUCCCUGAUGGAUCCACUACUGCCUAUUGGAAUAUUGCUCAGUUGCUUACAGGCCUAUACUGGUUGCCUGGCAAGUGAGGAGGUACAAAAGAGAAGGAAAGAGAUAAGAGACAAGAUAUUGGCAGCUAAAGGUUACGUCAUUCCUUCAACGUGUGAUCCUUAUGUUGCUCCUAAGCCACAAACAAGAUGGGACAAGAUGAAGGGAGGGUUUCAGAGAAGCCAAACAACACCAGAAGUCCCCAGUGCACCAAAGGACUCCAAAGCAGCCCCACCUGCUCGUCCUCCUCCACCUAAAUCAACGCGGAACGCUUCAGUUGGCUCUAAGCCAUCACGCCCACCUCCUCCUUCCUUAAAGAAUGGAGGAAAGGCAGUUUCCAUGUCAGUUGGUUCAGAGUCUCCUUCUGUUUUGUUUAAACCAUCAGCUGCUAAACUAGAGGAACACGAAGAGGAAGAGAAUGAAGUAUUUGAAUCUAAAGAUGAGAAGACCAGCAGUAUAGAGACUGGCCAAUCUGAAACCCAGGAAUCAUGCAAAGAGGAAGGAGAAGAGAAAGAGAGCGAGGGAGAUGAGCAAGGAUUGACUGAAGUUGAUUUGAAGGCAGAGCAGCAGUCAGAUUCAAAUUGUACUGGGCAGGCAGAGACUCAGGAGGAUCAUAGACAGAGCAUAACCUCUUCUGCUUCUCCAUUCUUUCCUAAGCACAAGUCCCCUGGUUUAAGGUUUGGUAUGAAGGUACCUUCUAAAGAGGAGACCCUCUCAGAGGAAGAGAUUGAAGCACUGAUAGAAGAGGUCAUGGCAACAUUUGAUGAUGCUGACAUAACCCUCAAGGAUCCCUUCAUAUCACCAGUCAACUCACCUGAUGAAUUACUCAAGGGUCUACCUCUUAUUAACAUCAUUGUUUGUUCAUUAGACCCAUUACUUGAUGAUGGUAUUAUGAUGGCUCAGAGAUUAAAGUCCCUAGAUCAGCCAGUGACACUGACUGUCAUGGAGAACCUCUCUCAUGGCUACCUGAGUCUAACAGGAACAGAGCAGCUCAAUGCAGCUUAUGCUAAGAGCAUUGCUAUGAUGAAGCAGGCUCUGAUGGUUGGGGUCCAACAGGAGAAUAACUCUGAGAAAGAGAGUUAGGUAGCAUGAAGGACUGGAAUUUUUAAUACAGCGAUAUUAUACAUUAUGAUUAAAGGAAUAAUAUAAUGCAUAGAGAUUCUUCUAUUAUUGCCAAACCUUUUUAAUGAUACAUUAUAAUUAUUAA